Messenger RNA from Klebsormidium nitens, 1337 nucleotides. NCBI's taxonomy places the organism in Eukaryota, Viridiplantae, Streptophyta, Klebsormidiophyceae, Klebsormidiales, Klebsormidiaceae. The record is from the annotation of a GenBank genome assembly.
GCGGUCCUGGGGAAUCAUCCUUCUUUGCAGUUUGUACACCCUCUUUGUCUUGACACUGGAUUCAUAACAGAAUAGCACAACUUGCUCAGUGGUGCGUUCGGGCAAACGAUAGUGUCAAUCUGAAGUACGGUGUGGCUGCAUGGACUCCGUUUUGGAAGCGGCCGCUGCACGAGCAAUGUGAGGCGGAGAAGGUGCCCGUUCAGCAAAAGUUUCGUAGAUCGUUGGCGUCCAUUUUCAUUCCGCCCUCCUCGCGUUCUCAGCUGCUCCUCCUGUCUCUGCUUCGCUUACUCGCAGCUACGCACCUCACAGCAGCUCGUCCCUCCGCAAAUGAGUGAGAAGGCUGAGACGAAGAAGGCCGAGAGCGAGGUCCCCGAGACAAAAGCAGAAGUGAAGAAGCAGGAACCGAAGGCGGCUCCCGCUCCCACAAUGAGUGCACCAGUUGCUCAGCCUCCCAAGCGGACACUCUCCGCUCUCAUAAGCAGAUCUGUUGCUGCUCAUCCAUGGCACGAUUUGGAACUUGGUCCCGGCGCUCCCCAGGUCUUCAACUGCGUUAUUGAGAUCUCAAAGGGCAGCAAGGUGAAGUACGAGCUUGACAAGAAGAGCGGGCUCAUCAAGGUUGACCGCGUGCUCUACUCCUCUGUAGUCUACCCCCACAACUACGGCUUUGUUCCCAGGACACUCUGCGAGGACAAUGACCCCAUCGACGUCCUCGUGCUGAUGCAAGAGCCCGUCCUACCAGGCGCUUUCCUGCGGGCCCGUGCGAUCGGUCUCAUGCCCAUGAUUGACCAGGGCGAGAAGGACGACAAGGUGAUUGCGGUCUGCGCGGACGACCCGGAGUUCCGCCACUACACCGACAUCAAGCAACUGCCCCCCCACAGGCUCAAGGAGAUCCAGCGCUUCUUUGAGGACUACAAGAAGAACGAGAACAAGCAGGUUGCUGUGAACGAUUUCCUGGGCGCCGAGGAGGCGGUCAAGGCCGUCAAGCACUCCAUGGACCUGUAUUGUGGCUUCAUUGUUGAAGGACUGAUGGCAUAGUUUGAAAGUACUCUAGAAUAUUCAGAGAAGGUAUUGUACUCAUAUUGAACAGAGCAGCUUUUGGUAAUCAAGAGAUGGUUUGCAGGUAAUUGACGUGGCAAUUCGAGAGACCACCACCGAAUCUGCUUGAACCAACCUGAUCUUUAUAUUCUCAAGCCGACAAUCCUACCUGAAUCUGUCCCUGAAUUGUUUGGACAAACUCUUCUUGCUUGAAUGAAUCGAUCGGGAACCAGAACGUAUACUCAGAAUGGAACUUGGACAAGGGGUAUCGUCAGGCUAAUUUGUUCGCGACUAUGGGCACG